Messenger RNA from Austrofundulus limnaeus, 15989 nucleotides. RefSeq names its product calcium channel, voltage-dependent, L type, alpha 1C subunit (gene cacna1c). The record is from RefSeq and is a predicted model, not a curated record. The transcript has 51 exons. Gene Ontology annotation, cellular component: membrane; voltage-gated calcium channel complex. Gene Ontology annotation, biological process: calcium ion import across plasma membrane. NCBI's taxonomy places the organism in Eukaryota, Metazoa, Chordata, Actinopteri, Cyprinodontiformes, Rivulidae. Bases 954 to 7715 code for a protein of 2253 amino acids. Gene Ontology annotation, molecular function: high voltage-gated calcium channel activity.
GGCAGCAGAGGCAGGGAGAAGAGAAGAGAGAGCUCCAACUCUCGAUCAGUGAGACAGACAGACAGACAGGCAGGCAGACAAGGCAGGGCGGACUGACUGACUCCCAGACGCACUGGCUGGACCAUCAGCAUGGACCGGAUCAGGACAGAGAAGCCCGUGUCCGGAUGAGACAGGACGGCCUGGCUGCUCCUGCUCAUUGUGGGGACUCUGCUGUAGAGACGUGGAAUAACCGACAGCCCUUUGGGAGAUUUAACCCCGCGCUACCCGGCAUGGAUUAUUUACACUCCUCUCAUUCCCCGAUUCUUCUCCUCUUCUCUCCCUCCUCCUUUCCCUCCUCCAUCACCUCCACCUCCUCUCCAUCCUCUCACAUUUUGACACGCUGCUGCUGAAGAUGCGCACGAAUGCGUCUUUUGCGCACUUCCACUGACAGCGGCGCAUCGUAACAUUUUUUUGAAACCUUCUUCUUCUUCUUCUUCUUCUUCUUCAUUUUUCCCCUCCUUUCUUUUGUUUGUUUGCUGCCUUUUUUUGUGUGUGGAUUUUCUGGAGGAGAGGUGGAGAGGAGUCGCCGGAGGAAAAGGAGCGCAAAGGUGUGAAUUGGAUCGAACGCGGCGGUGCUGGUUUCAUGUUUCUCGCCUAGGGCCCGGAUGUACCGAGGGAUGCACCGGUGCGUUCUCCCAACCGGUUCCGCCGAAAGCUCCCUCUUUUUUCUCGCCUUCACCUCCAUCAUGGGAAUUAGGUAAUAUUCACUCCAUGCGAAGAGACCCUCCCCAUUAAAAAAAUAAAUUAAAAUAAAUAACGGAAUAUCCCCCCCAAAAAACACUGUCCGUGUCAGACAGUUGUUCCUUCUGCCCCCCAUCUCUUGUUUGAAUUCUUUAUUUUUGGGGGGGCUCCCCCCCCCUCUUAUUUUCCUUCGUCCUCCCAUUCACCUAUAAGGAUAACGCCGGACUACAUUUAUGGUAAAUGAAAGCAAAAACAUGUACAUCCCGGAGGACACCCUUGAGAACCAUCAAGGCUCCGACUACUCUCCUCCUCCCCCUCUUCCCCGCCCCCCGCCGGCCGGCCUGGCAAACGAGCACAGGGCCGGCGGCAGCCACGGCGACCACAGCGGAGGAGGAGGGGGAGGGGCCAACCACGGGGUGGGCGUGGUUGGCCUCGCCCCAGAGCACAUCCCCACGCCGGGCGCGGCCCUGAGCUGGCAGGCGGCCAUCGACGCGGCGAGGCAAGCCAAGAUGAUGGGCAACGCCGCGUCGGGCGGAGGGGCGGGGCUCGGGGUGGGAGGGGGCGGGCCCAUUUCCACGGCCAGCUCCACGCAGAGGAAGAGACAGCACUACACUACCAAACCCAAGAAGCAAACCACGACGACAGCCACGAGGCCGCCACGGGCCCUGCUCUGUCUCACACUCAAGAACCCCAUCCGAAGGGCCUGCAUCAGCAUCGUCGAGUGGAAACCAUUUGAGAUCAUCAUCCUGAUGACCAUAUUCGCUAACUGUGUGGCCUUAGCUGUGUACAUCCCUUUCCCUGAGGAUGAUUCCAACGCCACCAACUCCAACCUGGAGCGUGUGGAGUAUCUGUUCCUAAUCAUUUUUACAGUGGAGGCGUUCCUCAAGGUAAUAGCUUACGGCCUGCUCUUCCACCCCAAUGCCUACCUGAGAAACGGCUGGAAUCUGCUCGACUUCAUCAUCGUAGUUGUAGGGUUAUUCAGUGCAAUUUUGGAGCAGGCCACAAAGGGAGACGGGGCCAAUCCUAUUGGAGGGAAGACGGCGGGCUUCGAUGUCAAGGCAUUGAGGGCGUUCAGAGUACUCCGACCCCUUAGACUGGUCUCUGGAGUACCGAGUUUACAGGUAGUGUUGAACUCCAUAAUCAAAGCCAUGGUUCCCCUGCUCCAUAUUGCCCUCCUGGUCCUCUUCGUCAUCAUCAUCUACGCCAUCAUCGGCCUGGAGCUCUUCAUGGGAAAGAUGCACAAGACCUGCUUUCACAACCAAACAGUUGCCAUGGCAGAGGAAAAGCCGGCGCCGUGCGCACCCGACGGAGCUUACGGCCGGCACUGUACGCAGAACGGAACCAAGUGCCAAAUGGGAUGGGUGGGUCCAAACGAGGGGAUCACCAAUUUUGACAAUUUUGCCUUUGCCAUGCUGACAGUGUUCCAGUGUAUAACCAUGGAAGGCUGGACGGACGUGCUUUACUGGAUGCAGGAUGCUAUGGGCUAUGAGCUGCCAUGGGUCUAUUUUGUCUCUCUCGUCAUCUUCGGCUCUUUUUUCGUUCUCAACCUUGUUCUGGGUGUGUUGAGCGGAGAGUUUUCCAAGGAAAGAGAGAAGGCCAAGGCACGUGGUGACUUCCAGAAACUUAGAGAAAAACAGCAACUGGAAGAAGACCUCAAGGGCUAUUUAGACUGGAUCACUCAGGCAGAAGACAUYGACCCAGAGAAUGAAGAGGAGGGCUUAGACGAUGACAAACCCAGAAACCUGAGCAUGCCGGCCAGUGAGAAUGAAUCGGUGAACACCGAUAACGCCCCCGGGGGAGACGUGGAGGGGGAGACCUGCUGCACCAGGCUGGCAAAUAGGAUCUCCAAAUCCAAGUUCAGUCGCUACUCUCGGAGGUGGAACAGGUUGUGUCGGAGGAAGUGCCGYGCAGCAGUCAAGUCGCAGGUGUUUUAUUGGCUGGUCAUCUUCCUGGUUUUCCUCAACACGCUGACCAUUGCUUCUGAACAUCACCAGCAGCCGCAGUGGCUAACUGAUGUGCAAGACAUUGCUAAUAAAGUUUUAUUGGCACUCUUCACCGGUGAGAUGCUGCUGAAGAUGUACAGUCUCGGCCUACAGGCAUACUUUGUGUCACUCUUCAAUCGGUUCGACAGCUUCGUAGUGUGCGGGGGCAUCCUCGAGACCAUUCUGGUCGAAACAAAGAUCAUGUCUCCUCUCGGCAUUUCCGUGUUACGUUGCGUACGCUUGCUCAGAAUCUUCAAAAUAACCAGAUACUGGAACUCUCUUUCCAACCUGGUGGCCUCGCUGCUCAACUCGGUGCGCUCCAUCGCCUCCCUGCUGCUCCUGCUCUUCCUCUUCAUCAUCAUCUUCUCGCUGCUGGGCAUGCAGCUCUUUGGGGGGAAGUUCAACUUUGACGAGACCAGGCGAAGCACCUUCGACAACUUUCCGCAGUCUCUGCUCACCGUGUUUCAGAUUCUAACAGGAGAGGACUGGAACUCUGUUAUGUAUGAUGGUAUCAUGGCGUAUGGGGGUCCGUCUUUUCCUGGCAUGCUGGUCUGCAUCUACUUUAUCAUCCUCUUCAUCUGCGGAAACUACAUCCUGCUGAAUGUCUUCUUGGCCAUCGCUGUAGACAAUCUGGCAGACGCAGAGAGUCUCACAUCGGCCCAGAAAGAAGAGGAGGAGGCGAAGGAGAGGAAAAAACUAGCCAGGCUCGCCAGUCCAGAAAAGCGCCAGGAAAACGAAAAGCCACCUCUGGAGGAAAAGAAAAGCGAGAAGAUAGAGCUGAAGUCCAUCACCUCUGAUGGGGAAACCAACACAGCGACAAAGAUAAACAUGGACGACUGCUGUGGAGAUGAAAGUGAAGAGAAGAAUCCUUAUCCUGCUAAUGAUUAUAUUGGCGAUGAGGAUGAGGAUGAGCCAGAGAUGCCCGUUGGUCCGAGGCCCCGCCCACUUUCUGACAUUCAGCUUAAAGAGAAGGCUGUUCCGAUGCCUGAGGCGCGCGCAUUCUUCAUCUUCAGCCACACCAACAAGUUCAGGGUUCUGUGCCACAAGAUUGUCAACCACAACAUCUUCACCAACCUCAUCCUCUUCUUCAUCCUGCUAAGCAGCAUCAGUCUGGCAGCAGAGGACCCCGUCAAGAACGACUCCUUCAGAAAUCAGAUCCUGGGCUAUGCAGAUCAUGUCUUCACUGGACUCUUCACCAUAGAGAUCAUUUUAAAGAUGACAGCAUAUGGAGCCUUCCUCCAUAAAGGAUCAUUCUGCAGAAACUAUUUUAACAUCCUGGACUUAGUUGUGGUCAGCGUUUCCCUCAUCUCUUCUGGAAUCCACCUAGACUUCUCGAAGUCCAGUGCAAUUAACGUGGUGAAAAUCCUGAGAGUCCUGCGAGUUCUUAGACCACUGAGAGCCAUCAACCGGGCUAAAGGACUAAAGCAUGUGGUGCAGUGUGUGUUUGUGGCCAUCAGGACCAUCGGCAACAUCGUCAUCGUCACCACGUUGCUCCAGUUCAUGUUCGCCUGUAUUGGAGUGCAGCUGUUUAAGGGCAAGUUCUUCUACUGUACCGACAGCUCUAAGCAGACUCAGGCGGAUUGCAGGGGUUCUUAUAUCCUGUAUAAGGACGGGGAUGUGACGAAGCCUGAAAAGGCUCUGAGACUCUGGGAGAACAGCGAUUUCAACUUUGACGACGUCCUGCAAGGAAUGAUGGCUCUGUUCGCUGUGUCCACUUUUGAGGGCUGGCCUGGGUUACUGUACCGAGCCAUCGACUCCCACGCGGAGGACGUCGGCCCCAUCUACAACUACCGCGUGGUCAUCUCCAUCUUCUUCAUCAUCUACAUCAUCAUCAUCGCCUUCUUCAUGAUGAACAUUUUCGUCGGUUUCGUCAUCGUCACAUUCCAGGAGCAAGGAGAACAAGAGUAUAAGAACUGUGAGCUGGACAAAAACCAGCGUCAGUGUGUGGAGUACGCCCUGAAGGCUCGCCCUCUGCGCCGCUACAUCCCCAAGAACCCUUACCAGUACAAGGUGUGGUACGUGGUCAACUCCACCUACUUUGAGUACCUGAUGUUCACACUCAUCCUCCUCAACACCAUCUGUCUGGCUAUGCAGCAUCAUGGGCAGACCAAAAACUUUAACGAUGCAAUGAACAUCCUCAACAUGCUCUUCACCGGACUGUUUACAGUGGAGAUGAUCCUUAAGCUGAUYGCCUUCAAACCCAGGGGGUACUUUAGUGAUCCCUGGAAUGUGUUUGAUUUCCUCAUCGUAAUUGGCAGCAUUAUAGACGUCAUUCUCAGUGAGAUCAACGGUCUUCAGAACUCUGAGGAGAAUGCCAGGAUCUCCAUCACCUUCUUUCGGUUGUUCCGUGUGAUGAGGCUGGUGAAGCUGCUGUCUCGUGGGGAGGGGAUUCGGACACUGCUGUGGACCUUCAUAAAAUCCUUCCAGGCUCUGCCCUAUGUAGCUCUGCUUAUAGUGAUGCUCUUCUUCAUAUACGCCGUCAUUGGCAUGCAGAUGUUUGGUAAGAUAGCUCUGCGGGACCACACGCAAAUCAACAGGAACAACAAUUUCCAGACAUUCCCUCAGGCCGUGCUGCUGCUCUUCAGGUGUGCGACAGGUGAGGCGUGGCAGGAGAUCAUGCUGGCAUGUUCACCCAAUCGGCCGUGUGAGAAGGGCUCCACCAAUGAAAACAGCACAGCCAGCGAGGACUGCGGCAGCCAGUUUGCCAUCAUUUACUUUGUCAGCUUCUACAUGCUUUGUGCCUUCCUGAUCAUCAACUUAUUUGUGGCUGUCAUCAUGGACAAUUUUGACUACCUGACGCGUGAUUGGUCCAUUCUGGGGCCGCACCACCUUGACGAGUUUAAGCGAAUCUGGGCGGAGUAUGACCCAGAAGCUAAGGGGAGGAUAAAACACCUGGAUGUGGUCACUCUGCUCCGGAGAAUCCAACCUCCUCUUGGCUUCGGAAAGCUCUGUCCACACAGGGUGGCUUGCAAGCGGCUGGUGUCGAUGAACAUGCCUCUGAACAGCGAUGGAACCGUGAUGUUUAACGCYACACUGUUUGCUCUGGUCAGAACAGCACUCAGGAUCAAAACAGAGGGUAAUCUGGAGCAGGCAAAUGAAGAACUGAGGGCAAUUGUGAAAAAGAUCUGGAAAAGAACCAGCAUGAAGCUUUUGGAUCAAGUAGUGCCCCCUGCUGGCGAUGAUGAGGUGACAGUCGGAAAGUUUUACGCCACCUUCCUCAUCCAGGAAUAUUUCCGCAAGUUUAAGAAGAGGAAAGAACAGGGACUGGUGGCCAAGGUGCCCCCCAAAACUGCCCUCUCUCUGCAGGCGGGCCUGCGGACAUUGCACGACAUCGGUCCAGAGAUCAGGAGGGCGAUCUCUGGAGACCUGAACGUGGAGGAGGAGCUGGACAAAGGCUUGAAAGAGCCUGUGUCUGCAGCAUCCGAGGACGAUAUCUUCAGGGUAAAGCGUUCUGGUGGCCUGUUCGGCAACCACGUCAACUACUACAACCAGAGUGACGGCCGAGGGUCCUUCCCGCAGUCCUUCACCACCCAGCGUCCCUUGCACAUCAGUCAAAAGGGCUCCCCGUGCAAAGGAGAAAGCCCGUCUCAUGAGAAACUGAUGGACUCCACCACCUUCACCCCUUCCUCUUACUCCUCAUCGGGCUCCAACGCCAACAUCAACAACGCCAACAACACCGGCGUAACGAGCGUGACAACCCAAGGGGUCAGUCGAUUCCCGAGCCCGUCUAUAAGCACUGUGGACGGCCACAGCGGGCAACCCCUCACCCCCAUCCUGCUGCCCAAAUCUGCAUGGUGCUUCCCUCCAAAGAGCUCGGAGUCGAGUGACAGUCAUCUGCCAAUCAUCCAGAGAGGGGAGGGCUCCACAGAGGAGACGUACGAUGAGAGUUAUGGUGACGACAGGGAAUACCAGGAAGAUGACCACUCACUUUCUUCUGACAUGUUGGUGUAUCAUGAUGAAACAUGCAAACAGCUGGCUCCCAUGGAGGAAGCGGAGGAGGUCGAGGAGCAAAGAGGAGGACGAGGAUGGCAGUCUCCGCGAAGAGUCUUCCUCUGCCCAACAACUCUGGGUCGGAGAGCGUCCUUCCAUUUGGAGUGUCUCAGGAGGCACUCGAGACCAGAUAUCUCCCAAAAGACAGCUGUACCCUUACAUCUUGUACAUCAACAAGCUCUGGCAGUAGCAGGUUUAAGUCCUCUGCUGAGAAGGAGCCACUCACCCACUCUCUUCAGCCGGCUGUGCUCCACGCCUCCAGCCAGCCCCACAGCUCAAUGUAGUGAUGCCUCCUACCAGCGAGUUCCCUCGCUGAGGCUAGAGGGCGCCAACUCUCAUGAAAAGCUCAACGCCAGUUUGCCUUCUGUCAACUGUGGGCCCUGGUACAGCGACAGUAAUGGGAACAGCCCAGUAUCCAGCCCCAGCCCCACACCGAGCGUGUCGGGUCAAAGAGCACCRCGGCCGGUGUCGCUAACGGUGCCCUCGCUUCUGGGGAAAGACUCCAGUUCGCUGUCGCACGGCAGYGCAGGCAGUCUAGUGGAAGCGGUUCUAAUAUCAGAAGGUUUGGGUCAUUUCGCCCAGGACCCGUCGUUCAUCGAGGCGACCAAAGCCGAGCUGGCGGAUGCUUGCGACAUGACCAUUGAGGAGAUGGAGCACGCCGCCAACAACAUUCUCAACACAACCACCAAYGCCACACCCAGCGCCUCUUCCACCUCUCAGCACAGCCCCAACGGCAGCCUCCCCUUCCACAGAGCAGCAGCAGCGACACACAGGGACCGAGCCGGCGGCUCAAGCCCCGCAGAGGACGUGGCCGAGGCCGGCGGGAGCCGAGGCUACGUCCACGGGCCGUCCUCUAUAGAGGAGCGUCAGGAGCUGCUAGCCCCGGGGAGUGGGCGGGAGGAGGAGGAGGAGGAAGCAGGAGGGAGGGAAGAAAGGCAUCACAGAAGUCCAGCCGUGAUGGCGGGAGCGCUGCAGAGGAACAGCGAGCUUUUAGAGGACGAGGAGUGUGUGACGAGCUUGUAGGCGUCAGCUGAUCAGGUCUGAUGAGCGAGCGGGCCCCUCUGGCGACGUCAGAGUCGACGGCCCGCCGGUGCUGGUGCACAGUGCCACGGCUGGCUCUGUUUGUCCCCACGCCUCACACACACUCACCUACUCUGUCGCUUCGGACAGUGGCGGCCAGCGAUGCAACCUUCAACACAUGGUUACGACUCUGUUGGUUUAACUGAGUCAGUAUGUGUGUGAACGUUUGCAGUGGACUAUAUCCGAUCUGACUGAAUGCUAGUGUGUGUGGAUUUUUUUUUGUGUUUGUACUUGUGUGUGUGUGUGUGUGUGUAUGUGUGUGUGUGUGUGUUCACCACACGUGUCUGAGUGUGGCUCUAAAGUGCCUCACAGUUUUUUCAUGUCCUCAAAGUGUGAAGAAGCAGGAAGGUCGAGACAAGCAAAAAAAUAAAACAAAGACAAAAUGAAAGGAAGGUAGACAAGACACAGUGGCAGGAAGUCUUUAUAUGGAUUUCCUUCAAACGGUAUUAAUGUUUUCAUUUCCUAUGCCUACUUCGGUGGUGUGUUAUUGUUGUUUGUCUGGCCGCCAUGAUGCCAGGUAGGGGACAGCAAACCAGCUUGUGAAGGAGUCAGUAAAGGAUCACCUUCUGACCAAAACCCACUCGAGGUCAAAGGUCAACUCCUUUUUUUUAGCUGAUGAUGAAGCGCUGUAUUGUGUAAAACAGGGACAAGACAAACCCUGUUUGAAAUCUCGUUUCUCCUCCUCUUCCAAAGCUACGGAACCUUGGAGCACAGCCCUGCCAGCACRGGAGUGGAAUUACGGUGACGUGCCGCCGCCCCCGCGGCCAAGUGGGGGUGGGGGAGGAUCUGAGGGAUGGUUCAACAGCCAGAGGAGGGCUGCUACGGGGGGGACGCAGGCAGAGAAAAACACUUCCUAGCCAACAGGGAACUWGCUUUUAUUUUUAUUUUUUUAUUUCAUCCCCGUUGGUCAGUAAGACUCCAUCAAGACUCGCCUCGUCCGUCACCUUGACCCGGCUUCACCCCGCCUCCGACCUUUUCUUUGUUUGGCCACACCCCCUUGCUGCCCCAAACAGGAAAUGAGCGGAGCGUUUGAUGGCUCUGUAGCGAUAGCGAGCCCCCUUCUCUGCCUCAUAUCUCACUGUCCCUCACUCCUUCCUCCAUCCUUCCUCCCACUUCUUUGGCUGUAUCGCCAUCACUCCUCAUUGCUGGAUUUUUGUUUUGUUUUGUUUUUGUUUCUUUUUCAGCACUCGAGGAGGGGCGUGUUUGUCGUGCAGGGCCACCUAGAUGCCAGGGUGGAGGAGCGAGCGGGAGUGAUCGAUUGAAAAGGAAAGUGACUCCGGGCUAUGGAGCCACGUCCGAUCUGCUGUCAAUCAACGUCACUUCCUCCUCUAAGCCCCUCCUCUUCCUCUCAGCUGGGAAUCCCGUUAGAUUUGCUGCCACAUACGAUUUCUACAGACCACGCCCACUAUGUAUUUAACAGUUCAAUAUCGUGCAAAACUGGCUAGCCAUGACUUCUUUUGUUUUUAUAUUCAUGACUUUUAUUGAUUUUAAUUUAUCCUUAAUUUGUUUGCACAAUCGGGGUGCUGGUCUUAUAAGUGUAUUUUUUGCUCGAUUUUAUUUUUAGGACAAUUUUAAGAGGUUUUAAGUAUCGAAGCAGGGCAUAGUGUGUGUGAGGGCGYAUUUGUGCGUGCAUACGCAUGUCUGCAUUUUAGUACAAGAGUGUGCGAGUGGGUGUGUAAUCUAAAACAAAAAGGGGGAGAGGGAUGUUUCUCUAUCCGUAUGCACCUUUUACAGAUUGUAUCUAUUUAUUUAUUUAUUUUUUUCCAGAAGAGAAAAAAAAAGUGUGAGAAUGUUCGAGUGGUUUCUUGUGUAUUCUAAAAGCUUAUUUUAAGCCUAAAUUAAGGUAGCAUUACAAGUAUGUUGUUGGUGUGUGUGUGUGUGUGUGAGCGAGGGUGUGUGUUUGUGUUGUAAUGGGCCUCCUUAACACAGGGUUACCGUGGACAGGCAUGCUUCCAAAGCUUUGUGAUUUCUUUAGCACAGUUUGUACAUUUUUUAAAAAGAAAAACAAGCUGCAGGGUGAGAAGUCUCUCUCACUCUCUCUCUUCGAAUAUUAGCCAUCGCAAUUUUUUCCCUGCCACCAUUCAAGACGUAGUUCGUUCUGCAGCAAGAUCAGAGUGAGGGCUACAUUUCCAGCACUGACAUUAACCAGAACGUUUUUAUUUUUGAUGUUAAAUUACUGCUCUGAAUGACAGAAGCACCAAAAUUUCUACUGCCACAGUGAUGCCUUGUGACACAAAUCGGGGGGGAGAGGGUUUUGGCGGGAAACGAGUGCUCACUCUGGCUUUUAUCACUUUUCAUGCAACAUAACAUCCUUUGGCAAAAGUUGAAACUCCUCAUUAAUAAUUAGGGCUGGUGUACUAUUGCUGCAAAACAUCAAACCUCCUCGUCUUAGUCCUUUCUAUUUUAUUGUGGCGUUAAAGACAAAUUAUUUUGUUUUUAACAUUUACUGGUAGUAGCGACUGCUAGAAAUACAAGGAGGAAAUUUUCAGGAAAUUAUUGAUCACGUGGUUUAAAUUGGCUAUAAUUUAUAGAACUAUCCACUUUAAAGGACAGUUGUAUUAUGUGAGGCUUUUAUUUUUUUUAUUCUAAUGAAAACUUGGAGAKUUUUGCUAAUUCACUUAACAUAAGAGCACGGGAUGUCCACGCYACGGUACACUGGUUUCAGUAUUCCUGGUACUAUAACACCACUCAAUACAGUAUUUUUUUAGUAUUAUAUCAACAUGUACAUCAUUUAAAACUAAAUUAAUUGUCAUCAACUCCCUAGAAUGUUAUAAAAAAUAUUUUUUAACUUCCAAAUAAAUGUAGUUGUGUUGGAAGCGCUUUUGCCAUUUUUUAAGACACUUUUAUGACUCACUGUCCGUUUUAAAUGUUCAGAAAGCCCACACAGAAACCCCUAUUAGACAGGCCCGUACUCUUUAUUUUUCUUUAUUUUUUCUCUAUUGAGCUCAUAUUCCUCCAUAAAUCAGAGCAGGUCUGUGGCAGGGAGGAGUAUGCAUAAACACACUGCCAUAUACACUGCAUCCUGUGCCAGUAACCAACUUCUGUCAUUAUUAUGCAAUCUAAAUGUGAAUGUUGAGCGUUUCUUUUGUUGCUAUCCUUGUAGGUUCACAGUCACUUCAAUUCUACAGAAAAGCACCCACACAAAUAGAAAUAUUUAGUGUUUUUUGAAUUAUUCAAACUUAACAAAUGGGGAAGCUGGCACGUCCUGCAGCAAGUGGCUGAUGUUUGCUGGAAGUUUAGUCUAACCGUAUUUAAUGUUUAUUAUAUACAGUAUUAUAAAAUAGCUUGAGAUCUCCUGAUUGGUUUAAGCUGCAUGUGAUGGUAGGACCUGCAGAAUAUUAGGCUUAAACUCUCAAGGAUGUUCAUUAUAGACGUGCGAAAUAGAUUUCCUGUAUCCAAGCAACUGCAGUUAAAUCUGCCAGCCUAGCAUCCGCGAUUGUUCUCAAAGCGGAUCAUAAAACCACAAAAUGAAUGACAGCUAUCUGCACAUUAUCUGUCACCUUUUUUUGUACACUAAACCCCUGCAUAUCAGAAGUGCCACAGCAGGUUUGUGUUGUGCCCCUGAGAAAGAUCCAGAGCUUUGUGGCUUUUCCCCUCGUGUGAAGUUGAGCAGCCUUGCGAGUUUUUUUUUUUUUUUUUGGUUUUGUUUCCUUUAACGUGACUUCUUUGGUUUAGCAUGACUUUGGAGGUGUUGUGUUGUAGUAUAACGAAAYGUGUGGGUGUAAUCCUGCGCAAGAUAUGCAAAAACAAUGCAAUAACUAUGACUGUGUAUAAAGUUCCCGAAGAAAAUAUCCAUGUAAACGUAUUUAAAAGACACAUAAAGUCCUGAUGUUGUUAUUUUCUGUUUGUUGCUACUUCUUUUUUCUUUUUUCAAGUGAACUCAACGGUUCCACAACAUACUUGAAAUCAGGUACAUUACAGAGCAGUUUAGUAAAGAUGUAUUUAUUGGGAUGUUGGUCAAACGAUUACUGAGGCUGUGUGACCUACAUCUGGUGUUUUAUUUGUUGAUUCACACAAAAAUAGUUUGGCUUUUUUCUCAUCUCUGUCUCGAUACUUUUGACCGCAUUCCUUCAUCUUGUUUUGUUUCUGGUUUUUAUUCAGAACGUUUUGUCCUCUGGGGAUCUAGCAUCAGUAUUGAAAGCAGUUUAACUUUUGAAUCAGGCGUUCCUGAUGUUCCGCGUUUUUUUUUACAGUGUAGCUUUUUCUCCUCUUUAGUGUUACAGAUGAGUGUUCGGCAGUUGGAUGAUAUUUAGAUGUGACUUCCUGUUUAUUGUCUAGUCCUGAACCCCUGCGAAAGACUGAUAUGAUUAUCAAAAUGUGAUUUCUUGGCAAACAUGAUCUGAUUCUAGGAGUUUAAUAAUGAAGUGUGCUUUAAUAAWUGAUUUGGAGAGUACUUGCAAGUGAAAGCUGUGGAGCUGUUCCACUGGAAACCCAUGCCUUACACCUGUCUGUCUUUGUGUCGUAGCGUUUGUCAGGCCGGUGAGCUGCAGCUUCAUUUCCCCCUGCCUACAGCAAACCRAAAUAAAAUCCCUCCCUCUGCAGCRAAAACUGCAGCUUAAAGUAAUCUCUUCAAAUGACUGAAUGAUUUUCUGUAUCGGAUGGGAGGAACUCUUGAUUUGAUGAAGACUGUUAGAUGAAGAAUGUCUUUAAGUUCUAACACGGUGGAUUAAAUAUUUAAAGUGAUGUUUUACAUGCAUGGGUUGCUCUCUUUAGAGAUAUACAGUAUUGGUCCUAUAUAACUGAUAAUAUCUUUUGUCUCACCUCUAGCUAAUGAUUGUAUAUUUUUAUAUACUAUAUAUAUAUAUAUAAAUAUAAAUAUAUAUCAAAGUAUAAAAAUAGAUUAUUUAAUCAGCAGAAUGUUAGAAUAAGGAAAAGAGGACCUAUAUGGAAAGUGGAUUUGUUGAUGUGCUGACAGAGGGUCAGUAUGAAGUUGACUGUAUAUCUUUUUGCUGAAGGUAAAACAUUAUCUGCUGUAACCCAUAACCAGGUGGAUUUUAGAGCAUUUUGACAUCAUGUUGAUCAUUUGUAGCCUUCAGGCUUUAAUCCAUGCACUCAAAAAACAGAUGUGUUGGAUUUAGUAAAUGUAAAGCAAUUUUUACAUUUAAUUUACAAGUUAAUGUGAAGUAAAUGUGUUACAUUUACUCAGUUCAGUUGAUUGGAACAUGUUCAGAUAAUUGAAGUAAAUCCAACACGUGUUUUUGAGUGAAACUACUUUAAAACAUUGAACAGGCUAUCCCAGAUUUAUAGUCUAAAAUCAAUGUUGUAACAAACAAAUAAAAAGUAAUUUUUUCRUGACCAAUUUGAGUUUAAAUCUACGUUUAGCAUCAGACAGAUUGGAAACUGCUUCUGCUCGUUUCUGUUUUGUGCAGACGUCCCAGCGUACCCAGCGGCCCGUCGGCACAAGCCAGGGUCCGCUCACACUGUAGCACUGAGAGACCAUCAGCAAAACCCACGUCAUCUUUAAAAAUAAAAAGCCAAAAAGAAAAAAGAUUUUAAAAAAAACACCUCCAAAGUGUUCAAUUUUUGUUUGUUUCAAUUCAUUCAAAUUGUGUAGCUUCGAUGUUUCUUCUUCCAAGUGUGAAUUUGGAGGAUUUGAACUUCAUCUGUGAAUAGGAAUUUAAUUCAUCUGCCUUUUUAUGCAGACUAGAAAGCAAAAAAAAGAGUAGUUUAGUUUAUGGCCAGUUUAUUUUUGAAUUACUUCUUUUUUUAACUUAAAAGCACCAAACAAAUGGUCAGGAAUGUGGCUGUUUUGGUGCGUAUAAAAGAAAUGUGUGUUUUAGGUGUUUAUGCAAAAACAUGUUGGAUUUAGCCUGGAAAUGAGCGUUCAGAUGAACGUCUUGUGGCAAAAAUUGACACAAAUCUGAGUUAUUUCUUUGGACAGUGAAAAGAAACUGAUGGAAUGAUAGUUUUAAUGACAUUUGACCAUUUUUAAGCAUAAACUACUUUGCCAUUUCAGAAAGCUCCUCUCGUGACGACCUGUCGUUGCAGAAUUUGACGCUUUAUAUUUUCUUGUAGAUCAAAGUUUGUCGGUCUUGUUUAAUCCUGACACAAAUAUUURAAGAUGACUAUUUUGAGUAUAGAUUUUUUUAUCUUUUCUAGGAGUUCAGAUGAGGAAAUCGAGUUCAAAGCAUUGAUUCUCUUAAGAAAAAGGGAAACACUUUGGUUUUUCUGUCGUACAGAUGUUCUCAUCUUAAUGAUAAGGGCUUUCAGAAAGAGAACAGAACGUAAAUGAUGGAUUAUAUUACUGAAUAUAUGAACAAGUUUAUAGAGCACGUGUUUAUUUUAGAUAUGAAGUAAUGAAAAUCUAUAUGAAUUAUUAUAACCUGAUGAAGGGCAGUUUUGUUGGAGAAUUAUGGGGAUAUUUAUGAAAAGACUUAUGGAUGCUGCCAUUUUCUAUGCUUUUUUUUUUACGACAAGUUCACAUUUGUCUGUUUGUUGCUUGUAAAGAGUAGAAGUCCAGCUGCAUGAUGGAUGGUUUGAAAGCUUAAUCUGUAUAAGCGAUGACACACUGAAUUGUUUGCUUAAAUCACACAUUUAAUUAGUGUUUAGUAAUGAAAGCAGCUGUGUUUUCCAGUUUUUUUUUUUUUUUGGUGUGGGAAACUCACCCUGAGUGUUCACACGGCCGCAUGGUGUUUCUUUACUGAGCAUAUCAGAGGUCUGAGCUCUUCCUUUUCACUGGGACUGAUGGGAGGGAUUAGUGUUCCCAGUUAGAACUAAUAGAACCACAAGUCGCUCAUUGUGUAGCAGCAGACAUCAGCACCUUUGUGUGAACACUCUUUAAUUCGUCAUUAUGCAAAAGCGAUAUUAAACCCCAAAUAAGAUGAGACACCAUGAUUGAGUUAUAUUUUGUUUUUGUUUUUUUUAAGAGGGAAAUCCCCCAUCUAUUCAUGUGGAGUGUUUCUAACCGUGACUCUCUGUGGGAUCUAAUUCAGCAAAUUAGACUCGGGAGAUGCGGCAGCUGCUUUUGUGCAUCGGCGCAGGUUCUCCUCUUUCAACAGCUCGCCCUCGUGAGAACCCUGAAUGUCUCCACCCGCAUCUGCCUCAGCCUCUUCUCAUCUCACAGCACAAGAGCUAGUUCACGUUCCRUGAAUGAUAAUUAUCUCGACAAAGUCAAUUUCUUGAAUGUAGGACACGGCGAUGCUCUUGCUGAGGCCUGACAAAGGUUGAGGGUUUCCGUUUUUCCGCCCUUGUCAUUAUUUUAGCUGUUUUUUGUCCCUUUUUAGAGCACAAAUGAUUACAAAAUAAACAUGAGUGAGUAAAUGCAGCUUUAAAAAAUGACAACAUUAUCAUAUCAUAUGUUCAGACCAUAAAGUGUUUAAAGAAAGCUUUUUUUUUUUCUUCCUUUAAUGCCUGAGUGGAUGACGGAGUUGUGUGGUUCUGCUCUAAUCAUCAGUAGUGUCUUAUUGUUUUUGGCCACUACUCAUGCAAAGUGUUAAAAGGGCCAAUUUUUUUUGACAGGACUGAGCAGUUUGUGUUUCUUUAAAUCUUUAGUUUUGGUGGGAGGUGUUCACAGAGACCAAUUUGUUGUAAUAUUAGUAAUGGCGCUACUGUUAAAUGUACUAUUUAAUAACAGCACUAUUUAUGGUCUAAAUAAUGAAUUAAAGUGUGUUUAUUGUGCGUACGGUAGCUCUGGAGGCAGGUGGCCAUUUUCUGAGUUUUUAAAUGUAAGCCACUCCCCCUCCACUGCAGGGAGGGAUUUCAUUGGUUGUAAGGCUGCUAAGCGACACCGGCCCAACAUCAUUUGGUUUCCUCGGUUUUCGUUCUCCUUGGUGUGGUCAGGACUGCAUGUUCUCUCACACCCUUCUUUUUUUUGCCCCCCUCCCAUUUUAUUUUUUACAUUUCAUUUUAGAUUUUAGAAAGGGAAAGAAUACAAAUGAAAUAAAUCAGAAUAUUAUUAAUUCAAUCACUUUUUCUACUCCUAUUUUCCAUAAAAAGUGAAACAAAAAAUGCAAAAAAAAAAGUAUAUAUAUAAAUAUAUAUAUAAAAGUUAAUUUGUAAAUAAGUUCUGUACAGUUUGUAUCUGUAACUUGUCAGUCUGUCAUUGGUGACAGAGUCUGUCUUGCUUAUUACGCACGCUACCAGUAAAUAAAAAAAGGAAAAAGUAUAUUUAGACUGUAUGGUCCCUUGAGAGCAAGUUUUAAAUUAAUAUCUGAUGUAUAUUCCUGUAACAUUGCAUUUUUAUCUGAGGAAUGAUGUUAUUAAAAAACUGCAAAUAAA